CGCGAUGAGGUACUCGCAGCCGCAGUUCACCAAUCCGUGGGUGUCGUCGCCGGCUUCGAACCACGGCCCGAUGUACGCGACUGCGCUGCCUGCUACAUCAGUUGGGCAUGAUGUCAAGCACUACCCGGCGCACGCACCAAACGUAUCAACUGCGUACACUGCGAGCGCCAUGCCCGCGCCGUCUCUGGCAACAGGUAUGCUACCUUUGGAUCCGGACCUCAUGGAUCAGUCGGGCUUACACAUGGCGCAAGAUCUCCGGCCAUAUGGUAUUUCUUAUACCAAUGCUCCAGUCAGUGGCAGCACGUAUGCACCAACCUCAGCACCUCAGUAUGCGACCUCAUACGGCUAUGCUGCCGACCGACGCUCCUCGCAUCCGUCAGUAGCCUCCACCAUCUUCAUGGGCGGCCCAGUCGAGGCGCAAAGGCACCGUACCAGUUCCCUUAUUGACUUCAAUGACAGACUCAACCACGCGUCAGAGGCCGAGCGUCAAAGUUUCAGCGAUGCUCUUGACGCGAGCCGUGGUAUGGUUGCUAUGAGCCAGUCGGAUGAAACACCGCGCAACAUCUUCGGCAAUGCUGGCUCCAGCCGCAGCUCGAUUGAUUCGUAUGGCUUCCCUUCGUCUCACUCAGCGCACUCGUCGAUCUCGUCUGCCAGCACAUACGGCUCGUACUACCCAAGCUCGGUCAGCGAGGCAUCCGUUGGCGACUACAGCUCUGCAAAUGAGUCGGUCGAUAUGCCCAGCUCGAGAACACUUCCUCGGCCGAAUGCUCUUAUUAAUGGCACCUUGCCACCUGCGCCACAGUCGAUGAUGGGCCAGUUCAGCUCAAAGGUCUCCUCGAGCUCGCAGAAGAAGCACAAGUGCAAGAUCUGCGACAAGCGAUUCACACGCCCGAGCUCACUACAGACGCACAUGUACAGCCAUACUGGCGAGAAGCCAUUCGCGUGCGAGGUUGAGGGUUGUGGACGUCACUUCUCCGUUGUAUCCAACCUCAGGAGGCAUCGCAAGGUGCACCGAGGUGAAGGCCACGAUCAUCCUUCUCCGGACGAUGACGAGUAAACAGAUCGCCUAUGAUCUGCAAUCACUUGAUUUCCAACAUGCAUCUGAUCAUUAAGCGGGUCUAUUACGGACACGUUCAUGGCGCUUUAUGGUUUUUCUCUUCGACACUCAGUCGCUACUUCAAUUGAUACCCCAGAAUUAGCAGGACUCUUGGACGGACUAGGAUUGGGAUGGUUUGCACGGUGUUACGGCGCAGACAGAGGGUCACUGUCCACUGACGGCGCAACUGGUAGCUGGUGGGGACAUGUACGAUAACGCCUAUGACCAAGUGCGCAGCACCGUCAAAAGUUGGACGAACUCCCCCUUGACGGUGUCACCAGGGUAGAAGAGCUGAGACGGCCAUUUGCUCUGUAUACUAUUGCGCUAUGCAGCUAUGAAAACCUCAUCAAUCAUGGCUUUGACUUG
Molecule: messenger RNA, 1462 nt
Organism: Baudoinia panamericana UAMH 10762
Lineage: Eukaryota; Fungi; Ascomycota; Dothideomycetes; Mycosphaerellales; Teratosphaeriaceae
Exons: 2
Coding region: 5-1057 (350 amino acids)
Biological process (GO): regulation of transcription by RNA polymerase II
Cellular component (GO): nucleus
Molecular function (GO): RNA polymerase II cis-regulatory region sequence-specific DNA binding; DNA-binding transcription factor activity, RNA polymerase II-specific
Source: RefSeq, a predicted model, not a curated record